CAAAGACAAAAAUAGAACCGGCUUCGAUUUUCAUGAUUAGUCCGGGGUGGUGGAAGAAGGACGAAGCAGGCUCAGCGGUGGUUAAUCCUUAAAUCCUGUCAGGCGAAGAAAACACGUAUCAUGGACAGCCGAAAGCGCCCGAGAGAAGAGCUGCUGAGUGUGGAGAUCCUAAAAACGCCUGAUAAGCGAAUUAUAACCGCGGGGAAGCGGAAAGAAGAAGGGAAUUUCAAGCACUGGGACACCGAGGAAACCUGCUCCUACCUUCGCCAGCACGGGCUCGGAGAAUGGGAACAAAGGUUCAGAGAACAGAAGAUAACAGGAUUGGGGCUACGCUAUCUCACUGAACUACAGCUGGAGAAGAUGGGCAUAGAGCCCCUGGGCUCCAGGCUGGAGAUCCUCCACUGUUUCAGUAAACUCUGGCAGAUCUCCUCUGAGUGUAUGAAGGUGUUUAACGAUCCGAUUCACGGCCACAUCGAGCUCCAUCCUCUGCUGGUGCACAUCAUCGACACUCCUCAGUUCCAGAGGCUGCGCCACAUCAAACAGCUGGGAGCCACCUACAUGGUGUUUCCUGGAGCUGCGCACAACCGCUUCGAACACUGCAUAGGUGUUGGAUAUUUAGCCGGUUGUCUGGUCCAAGCUCUGAACGAUAGACAGCCUGAGCUCCUCAUCACCAAGCGAGACAUCCUGUGUGUUCAGAUUGCUGGCUUGUGCCAUGAUCUGGGUCACGGCCCUUUUUCCCACAUGUUUGACGGAUUGUUUAUCCCGAAGGUCCGACCUGGACUGAAGUGGAAGCACGAGGAGGCGUCGGUGCAGAUGUUUGACCACUUGGUGAAAGCGAAUAAUCUGGAGGGAGUGAUGGAGGAACACGGUCUCUCUCUACCUAAGGACCUGAUCUUCAUUAAAGAGCAGAUCAUCGGGCCGCUGGACUCCAUCUCCUUGGCCAAAAAGUGGCCGUACAAGGGCAGAUCGGAAGAGAAAGCGUUCCUGUUCGAGAUCGUAGCUAAUAAGAGGACCGGCAUCGACGUGGACAAGUGGGAUUAUUUCGCAAGAGACUGCUAUCACCUGGGCAUCCAGAACAACUCCGACUAUCGUCGCUUCCUCAAGUUCGCUCGAGUGUGUGACGUGAAGGGCAAGAAACACAUCUGCACCAGAGACAAGGAAGUAGGUGAUUUAUACGACAUGUUUCACACUCGGAACUGUCUCCAUCGCCGAGCAUACCAACACAAAGUGGGCAACGUCAUCGAGGUCAUGAUAACAGAAGCUCUGGUGAAAGCCGAUCCAUACGUUCAGAUUCGGGGCUCAUCAGGAAAGAUGUUCAGAAUCUCAGAAGCCAUCGAGGACAUGGAGGCGUACACUAAACUCACAGAUCACAUUUUCGAGCAGAUCCUGUACUCGUCUGAUCCGAGGCUGUCUGAAGCUCAGGACAUCCUGCAGAACAUCAUCUGUAGACGGCUGUACAAGUGUGUGGGGCAGACCACACCCGACUCUCACUAUGACGUGUCACAGGAAAUGUUGUGCAUGUGGGCUCGCGAGGUGUCUGAGAGUAAACCCGACGGCACCGAGGUGGAUCUGAUGCCCAAGGACUUCGUGGUUAACGUGAUUUGUAUGGAUUAUGGAAUGAAAGAGAAGAACCCUGUGAACAACGUGUACUUCUACUGCAAGAACGACCCCACUAAAGCCAUCAAGAUCCGCAAGAACCAGGUAUCCAAGUUACUCCCGGAGCGAUUUGCGGAGCAGCUGAUCAGAGUUUACUGCAAAAAAACAGACGAGAGGAAUCUAGAAGUGGCGAAGAAAUACUUUGUGCAGUGGUGCAUGAACAGAAAUUUCUCCAAACCUCAGGACGGCGAUGUCACGGCCCCAGAGCUCACUCCACUAAAGCACGACUGGCAGAAUAAAGACGAUGACGAUGAUGAAGAUGACAGCGACGGCGACGUCAGAGGUCGAGUGAUGCUCAACCGCGGAAAACCUGUAAAAACAAACCUGUUCCAUUUGCCACGAGAAAAAACAAGCUAAAGUUUUGGCACCCCAUGAACAAAUGCUCAGGCUCAGUGUUUCGGUACUCCUAGCACCACCAGAGGGCGCUAUAAACGUGUUUCCUUCUAGUGGCAGUAAAUGAGCUAAGACGUGAACUUCUGUGGAAUCUGUCUAUUAAUCAGAUCACAUGGGUUUUGUAUUAAUUUACAAUAUCGGCAUUUAAAAUAGCAUAAUACAUUCUGUCUGUGGUGAUAAUAAUAAUAAUAAUUAUAAUUAUAAUUAUAAUUAUAAUUCUAUAACAAAAAUAUGGGCAAAAAUAUCACAUGACCAUACCUGACAAUUCCUAUGUAUCUUGUAUCCUAUGUAUGUAAGUAACCGAGUCUGGUGAUACUUUUAGAUUUGGCAUAAAAAAUCUUUAUAACAAUUUUAGAUGACAAUAUUAUAUUCAGAAGAGAUACCUUAAGGUUAUUUAUCAUGCUAGCAGUAGUAUCCUAACGCAAUACAUUGCAGUGUUAAUAUAUUAAAACCUAGAUCAAGCUUAAGGACAGAUCUUUUCCUGAGAGAACUUGAAUGCUUCCUGAAAAUGCUGCCUAUUCAGAGUGGAAAUAAAAAAUAUUACAGAUAAAUAAAACGAUAAAAAAUCCGUACCAGUGUAUAACCAGUGAGUCUAUCGGCCUUGCAGCAAAUAAAAUUAAAUCUAAAAAAAAUGUUACUGCAAGAAAUAAUCUUAACUCGCUUUCUUUUCAUU
Messenger RNA from Hemibagrus wyckioides, 2722 nucleotides. It is a transcript of the gene samhd1a, whose product is annotated as SAM domain and HD domain 1. Gene Ontology annotation, molecular function: dGTPase activity; protein binding. Gene Ontology annotation, cellular component: nucleus. The transcript has 16 exons. Bases 121 to 2013 code for a protein of 630 amino acids. The record is from RefSeq and is a predicted model, not a curated record. NCBI's taxonomy places the organism in Eukaryota, Metazoa, Chordata, Actinopteri, Siluriformes, Bagridae. Gene Ontology annotation, biological process: dGTP catabolic process; regulation of innate immune response; defense response to virus.